AUGGCGACGGAGUUCGAACGCUACCUGCCGGCCGGGGAGGCGACGGACGCGCAGCGGCGCCUCGGCCAGGCCGGGGAGGCGCUGGCGGCUGCGUGGCUCCGUCGCGCCGCCGCCGACAGCGAGCUGUCCAAGAUGUUUGGAAAUGCGGACGACUACGUCGUCAUCUGGAACAACAUGGGCGUCGAGCGCGGCCUCCCCUACGACAUCGUCCUCAAAGGCGCACGCGGCGAGCUCUUCUUCGAGGUCAAGACGACAGCAGUCGACGACGAGCACAAGCCCAUGGAGAUCUCGGUCAACCACCUCGACUUCGCCCGCGCGCACCCGGCCGGAUACUUCAUCCUCCGGGUGUUCGCGGCGCGGGAAGCGGACACGUUCCGCGCGUGCAGCGUCUCCGUCUUCUCUGGCGUGGCCGAGGCGAUUGAGAACAAGGCCAUCAGGCUGAUGCUGCGCAUGUGA
Molecule: messenger RNA, 456 nt
Organism: Aureococcus anophagefferens
Lineage: Eukaryota; Pelagophyceae; Pelagomonadales; Pelagomonadaceae
Exons: 1
Coding region: 1-456 (151 amino acids)
Source: RefSeq, a predicted model, not a curated record